Messenger RNA from Gaeumannomyces tritici R3-111a-1, 1781 nucleotides. RefSeq lists its product as hypothetical. The record is from RefSeq and is a predicted model, not a curated record. The transcript is spliced from 2 exons. Lineage: Eukaryota; Fungi; Ascomycota; Sordariomycetes; Magnaporthales; Magnaporthaceae. The coding region runs from base 228 to 1430 and encodes 400 amino acids.
UCCCGAUUAGCCAAGGCGACGCCACACGUUGGCAGGCAGCAGCAGUUCUUCAGCCAGCCCGAAACUUAACCACGCCGCCUGCACCCAACUCCCGUCCUUUCUUUUCUCAUCUUCCUUCGAAUACCCAACCACUUUCUUGAGAUUGGGAAUGUGCUCGGGAAGAAACCGGCACAAACCAACAAACAGAUAGCCACAGCAGUGGAGAUUCCUACCGCAACCAACCCAAAAUGGAUACGGAAAUGACCACCGACGCAACGCCCACCGCCACUGAUGACUCGGCGCCCGCCUGGCCCGACAGAGCCCAUAUGGCCAAGUCGGCAGACCCACAGGAGCUCUCGCGACUCUUCAAUUCGCUUCCGCUCGAGAUCCGGAAGAUGAUAUACGCCGAGACCUGGGCCCUCGACAGCCAGCGCCAGCACUUGUACCGCGAGCCCCACGGCAGGGGCAUGGCCCACUUCCCCUGCCUGCUUCACGAGGAUAGAUUCGGCCGCAAGCCCACCCGUGGCUCCGACGACAGCUUCCACGUCGGCUGCCGCGGUGGGGGCGGUGAGGCCAUGUCCUGGGACCGAGGCCUCAUGACCGACUGGAACGUCCACUGGCCCUGCCAGCAGCAUGUGAAGAAGCAGAAGGAGCAGGCUGAACGGGCCGCCCAGGCCGAGCAGGCUGCCCAAGAUGAGCAGAACGCCCAGGCUGAGGAGGACCAGGCAGAGGAGGAAGACCAGGGCGAGCAGUCCGGAGGGAAAGCCAAGAAGGGUGACGCCGAUGUCUGCCAAGAGCCCAACUGCCGCUCUCCCGCAUUGUCGCCGUUCCUUCCUCUCAUGCUAUCUUGCAAGCGCCUCUACCUCGAAUGCUCCAAGUCUAUCUACGAGGAAGUUACCUUCCACCUGAUCGACACCGAGCAGGCCGCUUCAUUCAUCAACUCCCGCUUGCGCUCGGGCCUAACUUGCCGAUCGCUGGAGAUCAGCCUACGCUUCACGCCGCUCCUGACGGAGCUCUACUUUGGCACCGGCGAGAAGGCCGCCAUCAAGGGCCGCCCCAAACCCGUGACGGCCGACGACAACCCGUGGCAGCGCCUGUGCGACGCCCUCGUGCGCGCCAGCUCCAAGGACGUCGCCAACGGCGGCGGCGGCGGGAUGCGCGAUCUGCGCAUGUGGCUCGGCUCGAGCGACCUGCGGCCGUGGCACAAGCGUGUCUACGAGAACCGCCUCUUCGCGCGGCUCAUGAAGGUCGAAAAGCCGACGGGCGCCUUCGUCGUCGACCUGCCCCUCCUCCCCUACGAGCCCGAUGAGAAGCGCGGGCUCCCCGGAACGUACCUCGAGGACAUUCCGCGCGGGGAGCUGCCGUUUGAGUUUACGAGAAGUGCGCGAACCAACAAUUGGAUGCUGCACAUCAACAGGAUCAAUCACCUCCGGGAUAUUUCGCAGAGUUGAGGAUCUGGGACUUGUAACCUCACGCCUGUGGUUCUAACCUGUUCCAACAGAGAAAGGCUUGCUGAGCGAUUCGGCCGACGCUUGUUUGGGCUGUCUGACAUGGUCUUGACCUUUUGGUGAGAUGGCAGCGGCGUGGUCUGUCGAUGUGCCUUCUUUGUGGCAACACGGCAUGCAUAUAGGAGACGGUGGCUGCUACUCGUAUGGUCCUCUUGUCAAGUGUUGUUGAGCACAAUUGAAUUGGAUUUUAUUUCCGGAAUCCCCAUGAUCAAGGAAUCUGCAUCUACUCGAUCUUGAUAGCAAGUUUUCCAAAAUGCGACUGCGCCCACUGCGGUGGAGGAAAGCCCCUGUUAG